AUGGAUGACGCGGCGCCUCGAAACGACCAGCACGCUACCGCCGCGGACGUGUCGCGACAGGACGAAAGCACGGUUACCAGACUGGACGAGAGUGUGGUUACCAAACACGCCGUUGCGAGCGGGGAGCAACGGCGCGUGGUAUUCGAGAUUCGCGCGACGGACGGCGAGGCCCGCUUAGGAUUCAUCCGCGCGACGCGCGUUGGCGAGGCGGGGAGAGGAGGGGAUGAGAAGGCAGGCAUGCAGGGCGCUGAGGAGGGGCCAGGAGUGCAGAGCGGUGGUGAGUGGUUCGAAGUGGCGACACCCGGCCUGCUGGCGUACACGCGGCGGGGACUGCCGGUGCAUCUGACGCCGGACGUGGCUCAGUCGCUGGGGUUCGCCGGUCUCGGCAGCCCCGCCCACCAGACCGUUGCCGCCCACAGCCGUGCACGCGCCCCCACCCCCACCGCCGCCGGGCUGCACGGCUUCCUGGCGCUGCCGCCCGCCACGCUCAUGCUCGCCUCGCCACGCGACGCGCUGCUCUUCCCGGGCGGCCAGCAGGGCGGCAAGGCCUCGGCACGGCCUGCCACGUGGUUUGACACGCCCAGCGGCCGCCGGCAGGUCACUCCAGAAGACCACAGUGCCAUCGUGGCAUCUCUGCUGCCACAUGUCGCCAUCCCAUUGCACGAUGCACCGCCCGCCACGUCAUCACUGAAUCGUCACCGAGUGGCUGUGCAGCGAUCGCUGACGUGGCUGGAUGAGGAGCUGCGAUUGGCUGAAGAAAGAGGGGGAACGAAAACAGCGCUGCUAGGAGCGGUGGUGGGGGGGCCGUUUGAGGAGGAGAGGAGGCGGUCGGCCCGCGAGACUGCUGCGAGGACAGGCCUGGCAGGGUACCACGUGGCGGGGCUGGGCCUGGGGGAGGCACUGCCGCACAGGGACGCGCUGCUCGCCGCUGCUCUCUCGGAGCUUCCACCCGAGGCAAUGAGACACACGGCAGGGCUCAACACACCAGAGGAGGUGGUGCACGCGGUGGGCAGGGGCGUCGACCUCUUUGACUGCACGUACCCCCACGACCUCACCCUCCUCGGCCUCGCCUCCACGCUGCCUCUCCACCCGCCCUGGUGGCCGCACACCGUGCCGCAGGGGGAGGGGGAGGGGGAGGGGGAGGGGGAGGGAGAGGGAGAGGGGAAAGAGGAGCGGGAUGGUGGGGCAGUGGAGGCGGAUGGGAUGGUAAGGGAAGUGGGAGAGGAGAGGGAGGGGGAGGAGGCGUACGGGUCCAAGAUGAACCUGCGGUGCUCAUGGCACAAGCGCAGUUUCAUCCCCAUAUCGUGCACGUGCGCGUGCUACACAUGCACCCGCCACACACGUGCCUACCUGCACCACCUGCUGGACGCCCAUGAGAUGCUUGCGCUCGUGCUGCUGGACAU
Molecule: messenger RNA, 1403 nt
Organism: Closterium sp. Naga37s-1
Lineage: Eukaryota; Viridiplantae; Streptophyta; Zygnematophyceae; Desmidiales; Closteriaceae
Source: the annotation of a GenBank genome assembly